GUCCAGCGAGUCCAUGGCAUAGGCAGGAGCGAUGCUUUCUUUCCUUCAGUCACUCAUUUGCGUAUCUUCGUUCUUUUGCUUCACAACUGCUCAACAGCAAUACCUCGAGCCAGCACCAGCAUACGUGAUUAAACCAGAUCCCACAGUAUACCAAGAUUGGACACCCAAAAAUCCAGGACACGGAGACUUCAGCGAUAGAAACAGCUCUGUAACACCAUGGCAGCCUGUAUCCCACCGCCCACGGCCUUACAGCACACCAUCAGUAUGCGGCGUGCAAAGUCCCGCAAAGCAAAGCCAAUACUGGCUGCCGAAUUUGCCGGCAAGAUUGGAGGGAUUUAGUCCAUUCCUUGUAGAUGGACGGGACUACAAGGUCUUUCGCAAUGUGAAGGACUAUGGUGCAAAAGGGGACGGGGAGACGGAUGACACAGAUGCAUUCAAUCGCGCCAUUUCCGACCAGAGUCGCAUGGCGGGCGGCAUGGGCAGAGGAGGAUCAACAGGGCAACCAGCACUCAUUUACAUUCCCCCAGGAACUUAUAUCAUUUCUUCAACUGUACAGCUAUUCAUCGGCACCCAAGUCAUGGGAGAUGCCAUACACAUGCCCACAAUCAAGGCUUCAUCUAUCAUGAGGAAUGAUACGCACAUGUUUUCCGGCUUUGAUUUCGGCCAGCCAUCUACCACGAAUUUCUACAUUGGGCUGCGCAAUGUCAUGUUGGAUACAUCGGGAGCAGAUCCAAAUGAAACCAUCUACGCGCUCAACUGGGCGGUCUCUCAAGCGACCAAUCUCAUUAACGUCAAUUUCAACAUGCCGAAGGGUAGCAAACACAUUGGCCUCACGAUGGACGGCCAUCGAGGAGGUGGUAACUCCGGCGGCGGUUCAGGACUAUUCAUGGGCGAUCUUACCUUCACCGGAGGACUUAUCGGCGUGAUCUUCAACAAUCAGCAAUACGCUUUCAAGAACCUGAAAUUUCAGGACGUCGCCACCGGGAUUGCUGUCAGACAUGCUUUCACGCUCACUAUGCAAGAGAUCCACUGCAUAAACGUGGGCAUCUGCGUCGACAUGGGUGGUAUCGACGUUACUGGAUCAAUUGCCCUCAUUGACAGCAUUUGUGAAACAUGCGGUGUAGUGGUCAACGGCACCAGCACGAUUAUCCUCGAGAACAUCGUCACCCAGAACUCCGGACCUACACUCAAAGUGAACGGAACUGCGAGAUCGAUCGGCAGUCUUGUCGGCAGGACAUAUGCCCUGGGCCACGUCUACAAGGCCUCGGAAGGCAACGCAACCAAUACCAACGGAACAUUCCUCCCAUACACAACCCGCGGCAGCCUAACUGCCAGCGACGGACGCUACUUCAACAAACGCCAACCCCAAUACCUCGACUAUCCCAUCUCAGCCUUCGCCUCCAUCAAAGACGCCGGCGCAAGAGGAGACGGCGUAACUGACGACACCGCCGCAAUCCAACAAGCCCUCGUGGCCAACGCAAACUGCAAAAUCACCUACUUCCCCCACGGCAUCUACCUCGUCACCGACACCAUCUACAUUCCCCCCGGCUCCCGCAUCGUAGGCCAAGUCUGGUCGACAAUCACCGCCAGCGGCCCAAAAUUCUCCUCCGAAACCUCUCCCCGCCCAAUGCUCCAAGUCGGAAAACCCGGCGAAACCGGCCUCGUCGAAGUUACAGAUAUGUUAUUCACAGUCUCCGACAUGCUCCCAGGAACAAUCCUCGUGCAAGUCAACAUGGCCGGGACCAAGGCGGGAGAUGUAUCCUUCCACAACACACAUUUCCGCAUCGGAGGCGCCGUCGACUCGCGUUUAAGAACUUCAUGCCAAGAAGCCUCCAAACCUUGCAAAGCCGCCUUUCUCCUCCUACAUCUAUCCCCCACGAGUAGUUCCUAUUGGGAAAACUCCUGGUUCUGGACCGCAGAUCAUGAUUUGGACGGGGAAUUUCCCCAAAACAUUGCGACGGGGAGGGGAGUUUUGAUCCAAGCGAAAAAAGGAACGUGGUUGGUGGGUACGGGGUCGGAACAUCAUACGUUGUAUGCGUAUCAGUUUGAAAAUGCGCAGAAUGUGUUUGCCGCGUUGUUACAGGUUGAGACGCCGUAUUGGCAGCCUUCGCCACGAGCGCCGGCGCCUUGGGUUCCGAAUGCGACGUGGCAGGAUCCGGAUUUCAGCGGUUGUGAGGGUGGGAAUGUUAGUCAGUGUUAUAUGGCGUGGGCGUUGAGGAUUUUUGGGGAGGAGACGCGGACUUUGCCGUUGUAUGGGCAUGGGUUUUGGACGUUUUUCAAUGGGCCGAAUUAUGGGGGGUGUGAGGCCGGGCCUGAGGGGAAUUGUCAGGUGAAUGUGGUGGAUUUGCGGGAUCUGAGGAAGGGGAAUGGGGUGGAGUUGUAUAAUUUGAAUACCAAGGGUGUUCAGAAUAUGGUGACGCUUGGAGGAGUUCAGUUGCUAAAACGCUGGAAUAGUGGGAGUUGGGGAGCUGUGGUUGCGGCUUACUUGGGGUUUGAGUAA
Pseudocercospora fijiensis CIRAD86 is the source of this 2500-nucleotide messenger RNA. Its product is annotated as glycoside hydrolase family 55 protein. NCBI's taxonomy places the organism in Eukaryota, Fungi, Ascomycota, Dothideomycetes, Mycosphaerellales, Mycosphaerellaceae. The record is from RefSeq and is a predicted model, not a curated record. The transcript has 3 exons. Gene Ontology annotation, molecular function: polygalacturonase activity. The coding region runs from base 32 to 2500 and encodes 822 amino acids.